AUGCAGUUAUUUUCAAAUCUCCCGAUUGAAUUGCGCAUCAAAAUUUGGGAGCAUGCUCUUCCUGGCGGGAGAUAUAUUGAGAUCUAUCCAACUUUCGUGAGUCGUAAAGAGAUCGGAUGGAUUGCUGUACAUUGUAAAUGUUCAGCUCGCUGUCAUCGUCUGCCCUCUAUAGCCCACGUCAGUUCAGAAGCUCGAGCUGUAUUUUUCCGCCACUUCACCACUUGUUUCAACACGUACGUUCAAUGGAAGAACGAUACUAUCCUCAUUCAAAGUACAUCGGUCAUUAAACGCAACCUACCCCUUGAUGCAGGCUCAAAAGAAAUACAAGCUUUGGACAGAAUAGUUUCAGAAAGUCCGAGAAGCUCUGAAUUGUCGUCCUUUGCUGUCACAGCAAACCGCUCAUGGGCUCGUAAUGGAUUACCCCACUUUCUGAGGGCAUUCAAAAUUUCUGAGCCGCAAAGAUCCCUCAAUUUUGGAACUACUGUCCCCGAAUUGCUACUCGUUGUAGGCGCCCAAUUGCGUUACAAGGGGCGAAGAACUAGUUUCGAUGGAUUGAGAUUGGAUUUUUUUGAUGACGACCCUAUGGACCCCAAUCAGCAACUGGAAAGACUUAUAACAGAGAAUACCAUGAGAUCAUGGCGGGAUAUAUGGGAAAAGGAGGGGGAUGGGACGCCACCACCGUUUCGAAUGGUGUCUUUCCGAAAAGGUGCCCCAAAUUGCUUCAAGAAUCUGUGA
This is a messenger RNA of Botrytis sinoallii, 735 nucleotides long. RefSeq lists its product as uncharacterized. Lineage: Eukaryota; Fungi; Ascomycota; Leotiomycetes; Helotiales; Sclerotiniaceae. The transcript has a single exon. The coding region runs from base 1 to 735 and encodes 244 amino acids. The record is from RefSeq and is a predicted model, not a curated record.